Ilyonectria robusta is the source of this 1776-nucleotide messenger RNA. RefSeq lists its product as uncharacterized. NCBI's taxonomy places the organism in Eukaryota, Fungi, Ascomycota, Sordariomycetes, Hypocreales, Nectriaceae. The record is from RefSeq and is a predicted model, not a curated record. Bases 1 to 1776 code for a protein of 591 amino acids. The transcript has a single exon.
AUGUUGGACAACACGUUGGAAUAUCUCUUCAAGGAGGCGCACUCACACCACAACCGAUCAUGGCGUCAGCAAAUCCGGCACUAUGAAGAGCACAUGGAUCAUUUCGAGACAUCAUCGAAACUCAGAAUUCUUCAAGAGAUCCUUUGCGUGCGUCCACCAGUACCGCCCUUGCCAGAGGAUAUCCUGCAGCAACUUGACGCCAUCUUUGCUCUCCGAAAAUCCCACCAGUUGUUGACAAAGGCUGGGUCCUUGACGCCACUGGCCAUAUCUUCAGAUCAGAACGCUACUCCAAAUGUCAGAAUCAGCCUCUGGAAAGGAGACAUCACCACCCUAGCUGAUGUCACUGCCAUCACCAAUGCUGCCAACGGCCAGAUGUUGGGGUGCUUUCAACCCACUCAUCGCUGCAUCGACAACAUUAUCCACACAUGGGCAGGGCCUCGGCUACGAGUAGAGUGCUUCGAGCUAAUGCAAGCUAGAGACACUGAUCUAAGCCCCGGAGAGUCGCUUGUUUCUCAUGGCUACGGCUUGCCAAGCCCUUUCGUCAUACACACUGUCGGCCCGCAAUUGGUCAAAGGCGCCUCCCCGACAGAUGAGGAAGUGCGGCAACUUUCUGGGUGCUACGAGUCGAUACUUGAUGCUCUAGAAGGGCUGCCUGCUGGUGAAGAUGGGAGGAAAUCAGUUGCCCUCUGCUGUAUUUCCACGGGUCUUUUUGCCUUUCCAGCCCAGCAAGCGGCUGAAAUCGCGGUCGAGACCGUCUUCUCGUGGCUUCAGCAACAUCCUAAAACGACAGUCACAGAUGUCAUUUACAACACGUUUACAGAUUCCGAUACGGAGAUUUAUAGCAACAUCCUUGGGUCGUUGCCAGAGGGAUGGAUUCCGUAUCCGGACAACCAAAUAACUCCUUUGAUCCAGGCGGACUCUCUAAGCAAAGCACGCCAGUGGCUUGACUCUGCAGACGCUGUUCUUGUCUGUGCUGGCGCUGGGUUAUCCGCAAGUGAAGGCUUAGACUACACAUCGACGGCGCUUUUCAAGAAGCAUUUCCCGGGCUUCCUCCAGUACGGCUUGCGGACAUUAUACAGUGUUUUCGGAUUCGAGGGUUGGCCCUCAGAGCAGGAUCGAUGGGGCUACUUCUUUACGCACUUGAACAUGGUCAAGACGUGGCCAAAGUCAUCAACCUACCAAACGCUACUCUCUAGGCUUGCUAAGUUUGGGCCGGAUGCUCAUGUGCGUACUUCAAACGCCGACGGGCUGUUUGUAGCGAACGGUUGGCCUGCGGAGCAGUUGUCGACUCCUCAGGGAUCAUACUCUGUUUUCCAAUGUCUGAAGAACUGCAGACCUGACGCCGUUGUUGAAUCAUGGCCAUUAGUUUCCGAUGCCCAAUCUUCGCUAGACCCAACUACGCAGAAGCUUUCCGACCCCGAAAAGAUUCCGUGGUGCCGGUUUUGCGGAAGUAAGAUGAGCAUCUGCGUACGGGCCGGGUCAUGGUUUAACUCAGAGCCUUUCCGCGAAGCCGAAAAGAGGUGGGUUGAAUGGAGAAGACGAGUCCGACGCGAGGGAAAGAGGGUUGUCAUUUUGGAGCUCGGUGUGGGCAUGAAUACUCCAGGCGUGCUCAGGUGGCCGAACGAAGAUCUCGUCUCGGAAGGGAAUGGAAAUAUCAGGCUGGUCCGCGCUGGCCUGGGGCAAGAGGUGGCUGUGCCGUUCGAUUUGGAGGAGGAUGGGCUGGCGACUAGCAUUGAAGGGGAUUUGAAAAAGAUUGUUCACGAACUUUUGGGCUAG